Molecule: messenger RNA, 1357 nt
Organism: Pocillopora damicornis (cauliflower coral)
Lineage: Eukaryota; Metazoa; Cnidaria; Anthozoa; Scleractinia; Pocilloporidae
Product: adenosine receptor A3-like
Biological process (GO): G protein-coupled receptor signaling pathway
Cellular component (GO): plasma membrane
Molecular function (GO): G protein-coupled receptor activity
Source: RefSeq, a predicted model, not a curated record
UCCACCCCCUCUGCAGCCCAGGCUCUUGCUUUUGCCGCUCAACCACCCUUGGCCCAGAGGGACUUUUUCUACUGGCUAAGCAGCGGCAGAAGCACAGCAUGGAAGUCUCGCAUAUCGUCAAUCUCGUCUUGAACGCCUUCACAUCCUUCUCCGCCAUUGUGUUCAACUCUUUUACAAUUCACGCUUUGAGGAAAACUUCAUCCUUACCGGCUCCUUUCAAAACACUUCUCCUGAGUCUUGCAGUCUCUGAUCUUAUUGCUGGUUUGUUAGCUCAACCAUUAUACAUUAUACUAAUUGUCAUUUGGUCCAAGCAAAACACCGCAGACCAUGCCUUGACAUCCACCAUACUGGUCAUUGUAUGUGCUCUAUGCACUGCUUCACUUCUCAGCGUCAUUGCUCUGAGUAUGGACAGAUUCCUGGCUGUUCAUCUUCAUCUCAGAUAUAAGGAACUUGUAACCCACAAACGUGUCGUUGGUGCAGUGAUCUUGAUAUGGAUAUUAAGUGUAGGUAUUUCACUAGUUUGGAUUUGGAAAGACAUAUACAAAGUCUUCUCUCUCGUCGCAAUCGUUUGGAGUCUUUGUUUCGUUUACAUGACAAUUGUUAAUUUGAGAUUAUCUCAAGCUAUUAAACGCCACAGAAACCAGAUCCAGGCAGACUUACGGGUACAGCAAGUAGCACAGGCAGCAAAACCAAGAAAAUCUGCUGUUAGUGCACUGUAUGUGUAUCUUUUAGUUUUAGUUUGUUAUCUGCCGAUGUACUGUAGCAUAAUUUUAUAUGUGGUACGUAAAGGUGACCCAGACAGUUCACUUUUCUACUCACGGACUGUAAUGUUUUUCAACUCGUCUCUGAAUCCUAUUAUUUACUGUUGGCGGAUAAGACCAAUUCGUCAAACCAUCAUGAGCAUACUGGGAAACAUAUUCUCAUGUAAUUCAGCAGACGAAUUAGUGCUUAAAAGAUCUCUGCAAGAAAGAAUAUCAACAGCAGGUGGUAUCCCCACCGUAGGGAAAUCUACAUGAAAGUUGAGGCGGUUGUGACUUUUCUUCUUGACUUAGAAAUUUUGGUUUGGGUCAGCGAUUAGUACACUUUUGGUACUAUGUACACCACAUAAAAAUAAUUAUGAAAAAUAAUGCUUUUUUUAUGAUAAAUGGGCAUACUAGGCAAAACAAAAAUAUUAAUUCCAAGCGCUUUCAUAGGAAUUUUAUCUAUGUUCUUCUGGUUAUGAUCUCAGAUUUUCUCAAACUAAGUUGUAGGUUACUAGCGCUACAUGUGCCGUUUUAAUUGGGUUCAUGAGACAAGUUUCAUACAUAGUGUUAGAAUUUGAGUGUUUAAUAAAGCUUUUGCACGAUCAGUGGAAAAU